CCUAAUUCCCACUACUGCAUACCACCACUUCCUACUUCUGAGAGUAAGAAAGGUAAAAUCUUUCAUAAACCCUCUUAAGUUCUCAAAAAAAGACCAUGGCUGAUUCUUCAAGAGCCGUCUCUGCUUCCCUUUUCUUCUUUUUCCUUCUCCUUGGAUUCUCAGCAGCUAAGGAACUUUUAGUCGGAGGCAAGAUUGAUGCUUGGAAGAUUCCAUCUUCAGAAGCAGAUUCUCUCAAUCAAUGGGCUGAAAAGUCUCGUUUCAGAGUUGGCGAUUAUCUGGUGUGGAAAUUUCAAAGUGGGAAGGACUCAGUGUUGGAAGUAACAAGGGAGGAAUAUGGUAAUUGCAGCACCUCCAAUCCCAUCAAAGUGUACAGUGAUGGGAAUACUAAGGUGAAACUAGAGCGUCCUGGGCCAUUCUAUUUCAUCAGUGGAGCAAAGGGGCACUGUGAGAAGGGGCAAAAGUUGAUUGUGGUUGUGAUGUCUCCAAAGCACACAUUACGAGCGAUUUCUCCGGCACCUUCUCCGGUGGAAUUUGAGGCUCCGGCGGUUGCUCCAACUAGCAGUGCUGCAACGUUGGAAGUUGCUCUUGUAACCGUAACUCUCGGAGUGUUGGCUAUGUAUGUGUGAAUGAAUCACCCCAUCACAUUAGAUUUUGGUGGUGACGUUCUUUUCCUUUCUGGCUUAAUUCUUUUGUAGCCAAUAUAUCAUUCUUUUAUGACAUUCAUAUUUUUUUUUCUCUUCUA
This is a messenger RNA of Vigna unguiculata (cowpea), 742 nucleotides long. It is a transcript of the gene ENODL15, whose product is annotated as early nodulin-like protein 15. Gene Ontology annotation, molecular function: electron transfer activity. NCBI's taxonomy places the organism in Eukaryota, Viridiplantae, Streptophyta, Magnoliopsida, Fabales, Fabaceae. The record is from RefSeq and is a predicted model, not a curated record. Gene Ontology annotation, cellular component: plasma membrane.